AAAGAUAUUCAUUCUAAUAAACUAUUUUCUAAUUAUGUUACAUCAUUAAUUUAUUUCAGUAAUAAUGAUGUAAUUAUUUUUAAAGAAAAAUAUUAUUUGGAAAUCAAUUUGUAUAUUGUAGAAUCAUUUAAAUUAAAUUAAAAAAAAAGAAUAAAUGAAUUAUUUAUAUAUAAAUAAUUGUCCAUUCAAUGCAUUUACAAUAACAACAUUAUUCAGAGUGAUUAAUAUUUUUUUAAUACAAUAUCUAAUAAUUGCUCGUAAACAAUGCUUUAAUUUAGAACAUGAAUUAGAUUAUUGUUCUAGAAAGCAUAAAGUUCAUAUACCAACAAGUCAAUUAUCUGGUUAUAGUUUUGGUUAUGGUUCAUUAAAUGAUACAGAAUAUAUGUGCCGUACUCGAUGGCACAUAUUAGUAUUUCACUGUAUGAGGAAAAGAGCAGAAGAAUCAUGUAAUCAUUCCGAUGAGGAGAAAUUUCGACAAAUUAUAUGGUCCAUUUCUCUAGAUACAAGAAAAUUUGAAAAAGCUGCUGCAUAUAUAUGUCAUGAACAUAAUUUGAGAAUUUUACGUGAACAUCAGUAUAGAUGUUUAAAACAACAAGAGAAAUUAGCUGAACAAUGUGCAGUUCAUAGAAAUGAAACAAUUAAAGAAGUUGUAUUAGCAUUACAUAAUCAAUCUAGUCGAUUAUUAUCUAGUCCUAAUGAAUAUUAUUCUAUCAUUAAACACACAUUAACAUCAUAUGAAUGCAAAUCUCUACGAACAAAAUUAGAUUGUUUAUAUAAUAUAUUACAUAAUGCAUGUCCAUCCAAUGCAGUACGUUUAAUAAUGAAUUAUUUUAAAGAGACAUUACCGGAUGGUUGUACAUUUAAUUAUGAAACAAGAUUAUCUAAACAUUUAGAAUCAUUACAAAUGACUAAUUUAAUUAAUAAUGAUGAAAAUAUAGAUGAAAUGAAUAUAAGAAAACAAACUAUUAUAAAUAAUUUAAAUCAGAUUCAAGCAAGUCCAAUUAAAUCUGUAAAAAAUUAUGCUUAUUUAAUAAAUUAUAAUUAUUUAACUAUAACACUUAUUAUCUAUAUAUUAAUAUGUAUUCACUAUUGA
Messenger RNA from Schistosoma margrebowiei, 1093 nucleotides. The record is from the annotation of a GenBank genome assembly. NCBI's taxonomy places the organism in Eukaryota, Metazoa, Platyhelminthes, Trematoda, Strigeidida, Schistosomatidae.